Molecule: messenger RNA, 5310 nt
Organism: Monosiga brevicollis MX1
Lineage: Eukaryota; Choanoflagellata; Craspedida; Salpingoecidae
Exons: 8
Coding region: 1-5067 (1688 amino acids)
Source: RefSeq, a predicted model, not a curated record
AUGCUGCCGUACCGCACCCCUUUGUUGUGUGUGGAUGGGUUCUCUCUCUCUCUCUCAAACUCUCUCAAACUCUCUCAAACUCUCUCUCUCUCUCUCAAACUCUCUCUCUCUCUCUCUCAAACUCUCUCUCUCUCUCUCCAUCUCUCUCAAACUCUCUCUCUCUCAAACUCUCUCUCAAACUCUCUCUCAAACUCUCUCUCUCUCAAACUCUCUCUCAAACUCUCUCUCUCAACUCUCUCUCUCAAACUCUCUCUCUCUCAAACUCUCAAACUCUCUCUCUCUCUUGGCUUUUUUUUUUUCUGCACGACGACGAGCCCAACGCAGACCCGAGCCAGGAGGUGCCUGUCGGUUGAUGCAUUGGGUUUCACCAAGCUGAAGCUGCAAUUGGACCGGACACGAACAAGAGCGACCAUGGCCCUCAAGUCCAUUGUCAAUUGGGUGGACCGCGCCGUCGCCCAGGACGAACCCAUCUCAGUGCAAGAUGCAAAGUCCAUCGGCAUUCUCCUCACCACGGCCAUGCAGGAGGCACCACAAUUCUCCUUCUCGCCCCACAAACUUGCCGGCAUGCUUGCUACCCUCAAGCAGGAACGUGAGGUGACGGCCCAGUCUUUCCGAGACUACACAGAUCACCGCUUUCUGCUCCAUCAGCAGUUUGGCGAAGCUCGCGAUGCCAUUCGUCAAGCUCUCAUGGAGAUAGGCUCGCUUGAUCUCCAGCGGCAACCAGGAACCCCUCACGAUCCAAACGCCAGCUCAUCGGAGCCCCUUCGUGGCAACGGUAUUGAAUCUGUGAAGGACCUCCUCACGGAAAAGGACGCCAAGAUUUGGGAGCUUCGCAAGCAGCUCGUUAAUCUGCACGGCCGCUUGGCUGCCAGUCGCAAAGCGGACGACCCUGAACUCCCCGCCAUUCAAGACAUUGCCGAUCUUGAGGAACACGGUAGUCAGCACUUGGAUGAACUGCUCUCCUAUAUACCCGAAGAUGCGCAGGAUGCUGCUCGCGCUAUCAUCUCGCGCCUCACCGUCGACGUUGAACAAGCCCGAGCUGCCGAACGGUUGGCCGAGAGCGAGGCCGACAAUCUUCGCCUCCGCAUGUCCGAGAUGGCCUCUGCAGCCUUAAUCAAGCAACAUGGUUAUGAGGAGCUCUCAAAUUUCUCCCAGGAAAUUGCCAAGGAGCUCCGAUGUGUCCGUGACGAAAACCAGGCGUUGAAACUGCGAUUGGCCGAGCCCGCACCGGAUGUUGUACAUGCCGACGACGAGCAUGAGCUCUUGACCGCUGACAUACAGCAAUUGCGCGCUAGCCUGGAACUGGCGCAGACUGAGCUAUUCAACGCAGCCGACGAAAAUCACCAGCUGCAGCAACAACUGUCCUUUUUCGAGGAAAAAGUGGCCACUCUAACCGACCAACUCGUGGAGCAGCUCGAUGACAAGGACGCCCAACUUCUUGAAGUCAUUGCUGAGAAGAAGGCGCUCGUUGAAUCGCAUGACGCCCUGCAAGAGGAACUACAUGUCAAGGAGAUGCGACUCGUCCGGGAAGCCGAGGCCAAAGACACCAUUGCCGUGAAGUUACAAGAAGUGGAGGCUGACUAUCGCACUCUGCUUCUCCAAAGCCUCACCCACCAACGGUACAACAACAACAAUAACAACAACAACAAUAACAAUAGUGCUCCAGCCUCGCCGGUCAAAGCCAACGGCCACCCGCGGGACCGCUCCUCUCCGAGCCCCGUACCUAGCCCCUUGCAGCAUCAUCGUCCACGCACCGACUCUUCCAACUCCAGCUACACGGGCCUUAUCCGCGAACGUCACCUCCUCGCAGAGCAACAACCGGGUGCCGCGGAUUGUUCCGAGGGCCAGGAUGAGCUCUCGCGCUUUCGACAAACAGAGUCUGCCAACAGUCGCCGGGAGAGCAGUGGCAUGGAGGACGAGCAACUACAGGCUGAAAUGGCCUCACUUCGGCGCGCCACCGCUGGCUACCAGGCCACCAUCCAAGAGCAAAGCCAUGAGCUACAGAGCCUUGUAGGCAAGGUUCAGGCUCAGCGCCGUGAGAUUGAUCGUCUUUUGGAAGCAGACGAGCGCUGCCAACAACUCACCGCCCAGCUUGCCGAAGCCGAGAAAAAUAUUGCUACGUUGGAAGCCGAGAGCGAGUCGCGCGAGCGGUUGGCGCAAGAAGUAGCUGCAACACAGGCUGCCGAAGCCGGCAAGGAGUCAGACCUCAACAUCGCCAUCAUGCAACAAGAACUGCACGCUUUCAUGAACCAUCACGGUACGAUCGUACGAGCCCAUGGACAAGCCAUCGCGCAAAUGCAAGCCAACCACGAUCGUCAAGCUCAGCGUCUCAGGGACAAGCUGCACCACGAGCGCGCAAAGCGUCUUCGCCACGACCAGCGACUGAUUGACAUCAAAGAGCAGUCAGCUGGCCUGGCCCGACUCAACGAGUCGUUGUACGUGGCCCUGCAGCGCGCCCAGAACGCCAAUGCUUCCGUGCGGCGUCGAACCUCGCUCAUUCUACCCGGCGACGAGGGCGCUCACACGAACACGGAGACAGCGCUCCGCCGCGUCAUCUCGAUUUUGGACCGCUCCAUGUCUGGCACCGAGUUGUUGGAUGGUAGUCACGUGCCUGGCUCUGAUCAGGCAGGCCUAGUGGAGCAAGCGCUCACUCUCUUGCGACCCGUUGCUGAGCACAUGUCUGCCCUUGGUGGGGACAUUAAUGCCCUCCACGAACUACAAAUGCUGGAGGAGGAGCGCGAGCAGCUGCGCACGCAGAUGCAGGAGCUACGCGAGUCAUACGAUCGCGAACACCACCGAUUGCUCGAGGCAGAGAAGGGACUAAAUGUCUUGCGCCAGGCCAAUCGCCAGCUGGAAUUGGACAAGCGCUCAGUCAACACCAAGUUCCAGGAGUUGUCCCUUGCCCUCAAUGAAGCCACAGCUCGUAUUGGUGACCUGUACGUGGAAAACACGCGCCUUUUGACUGAGUUGCGCAAGGAAAAGCGCCAGCGCACUUCUAUGGAUAGCGUUGACCUUGAACAUGCUGCUGAGGCAGCCAAUGCCACUGCCGCCGAGCAUACGCCUUCGCCGCUCCCUCACGAAGCAUCUCAAGCAAUCAUUGGCCCCGACGACGGCCCACCCGAUGAUGCGUCACCGCCUGGCGAAGUGGUCGAGCUUCAGCGAGCUCGAGCUCGCUUGCGGGCCCGACUUGCUGAGGUGUCUGGCUUGGCGCAGAGCGAGGAUCUAUCAGAGGCCGACCUUCUGACAGCAACUGAGGGUCGUCUUCGCAGCACGAAAAACGGCACUGGAAACGGCACUGAGAACGGCGCCGUGAAUGGCACUUCCGCAAGUAGCGACAUCACCGAGUCCAAUUCCAAUUCAAACGCUUCAAUCCAAGAAAUGCAGGUUGAACUUGAGGCUUACAAGCAGACCAUCCGCAAGUUGGAGGAUGAAAACAAGCAUCUUCUUCUGGCAUUGACCAGCGGCAACAGCAAAGCCGUGGAUGCUGACGUUACGCAGCUGCAUGAGGAGAACCAGGGCAUGCAUGAACAGCUGCGCGCUGCGGGGUCUGCCCCUGCACACAAUGGUGCCCUUGAUGCGACCGCACACCAGCUUGAAGCAGACAAGGCCAAGUUAGCCGAGCAAUUAGAAGAGGCUCUGCGUGCCGGGGUAGUUCAGCGAGAUCGCCUGGCGCGGCUUGAAGCUGAAAAUGUGCGCUUGCAAGAUGUGGCCGCUGCAGCAGCAGAACUUACUGCCGAAAACAAUCGACUCAGCGCGUUGCUUGAACAGGAACAAGACGUAACGCAAGACUUGGAAACGACAAUGGAAACUGGUCGCCGGCAGUUUGACACGGUUGUGGCAGAACAGGCUGCCUUGUUGCAGCAGCAAGCCCUUGAACUUGAGCAUGCGCGCAAAGAUAUGGAGCAACUCCAGCAGGCCGCGCUCGAUUUCGAGACCCAGCUUGGCGCAUUGCAAGCACAGCUGACCACCGCUGAGCAGGACCGAGAUGCAGAAGCAGCACAGGCCGCACUCUUGCGCGAUGCUCUGACAAAGUUGACCAAUCAGGCCGAUGGCAUGAAGGGAGAGCUCUUGCGGGAACUCGGUGAGAGCAAGACUCGCUACGAGUCGCAGGUCGAACGCCUGCGCCAGCAAAAUCACAAGUUGCAACGCGACCUUGUGGAUCUGCGCUCAAGUACUGAUACGCUCAUUGCAGAUAAGGACGAAGAGCUGGACAGUGCCACCGGCCAACUUCAAGAGCUUUAUGACCAGCAAAUGUCAAAUCGUCGCGAGCAGGACCGCCACGUCAAGGAGCUGGAGGAGCAGGCGCAGGCGGCUCGUCGGGAGUUAGACGUGGCUCUGGCUGAAAAUGAGCAAUUGCGAGGUCAACUGCUAGAUACGAGUCUUGAGGAGACGCCUGCCAUCAAGGCAUCUCGGCUCACGGGCUCGCCGCUUCGCUCGCGCGAUUCGGUUGUGAACUGGGACGUCAAUGACAUGAGCAUUGCAGAGCUUCAACUUGUAGCUGAGCAGGUCUCCGAGGCACUUGCUCGGCAUGACCCGGAGCAAGCGCCGGACUUGGCGCGCCUCCAAACAGAACUGCAGCAGCUGCAGCGGGCCAGUCAAACGUGGCCCCUUUUCCGGGCUCUUCAAGCCAUUCCGCGCCCAGCAGGUCUCGAGCCUUUGCCACCGAGCCCAUCGCGACCUUCAAAUAACAAGCCCGGCCCAACUGACCCAUCAGAGAAGCGCUAUUGGAUUGCAAAGGUGGAAGAACUAACACAACAGAUGCAGCAAAGCUCUAGCUUUUGGAGCGCCAAGGUGCGCGCGGCCACAACAAACCUGGAUACCUAUCAAGAGGCCUGUCACCAACACGUGGAACGCGCUGCUGCUGCCUACCAACACAUGGUGGACCUCUUGCUCCAGCUUUGUCAGGCCAUGCUUCGUGUCACAUCUACCGUUGGGAAAGCACACACGGACAGAGGUGUCAAUACCCAAGUUCAAGUGGCUCUCAACGUUGCUUUCGAUGUGACACAGCAAAUUCGACGCCUCGCCAACUUGCAACAGGCCCCAGAUGUUGUUGUGCCUGAGCAGUAAAGGAGAUCACUUUGGUUGUGUAAUAUUUUUUUAUUUUUAUUUUUCCCCCCUCCCGCUUUCGUUUGUCCUCGCUUGCUCAAGCGGAGGCAGCCGAAAAAGGUGAGCGGACGAUAAUAAUAGGAUUGUUGGUGCUAGUCCUGACAUUUUGAGAUAUCCGUCGUGGUUUUCCAUCCACACAUUUGGUUCUGUUUCUUCCUCUGGUAUUUGUUUGUCUGUCGACUUUCUAAUUGACAUGGGAAUUCU